Messenger RNA from Penicillium macrosclerotiorum, 1257 nucleotides. RefSeq names its product ammonium transporter. The record is from RefSeq and is a predicted model, not a curated record. Gene Ontology annotation, molecular function: ammonium channel activity. Gene Ontology annotation, cellular component: plasma membrane. Gene Ontology annotation, biological process: ammonium transmembrane transport. Lineage: Eukaryota; Fungi; Ascomycota; Eurotiomycetes; Eurotiales; Aspergillaceae. The transcript has 2 exons. The coding region runs from base 1 to 1257 and encodes 418 amino acids.
AUGGCCAAUGCCAGUAUUCUAGACCAUUGGAAGGAAUGUUCCCCAAUUGACACCCUCUUCAUUCUCAUUUGCUGUGUUUUCUGUUGGUUGAUUAUACCUGCUGUUGGGCUGGGAUAUUCUGGAUAUUCGAUCAAUAGAAAUGGGCUUGCAUCGUUCUAUCCAAGUCUUCUAGUCAUUGCAGUAUGUUCAAUCCAAUGGUGGAUCUUAGGGUACUCACUAGCCUACGGAGAUGCGGGCGGAGUAUUUGGGGGGCUCGAAAAGAUUUUCCAUCUUAAUGUCCUUGCAAAACCGAUUGGAUCUAUCCCCGAAAUUCUGUUCUCGGAAUUUCAGUUGAUUUUCUGCGCCACGGUAUGCAUUAUCGCCGUCGGUGGUGCCUGUGAGCGAGGACGGAUCCUUCCUUUGAUCCCAUUUAUUUUUCUCUGGUGCACCUUCAUCUACGAGCCUAUUGCCCAUAUGGUGUGGUCUGAAAAUGGUCUCUUAAACAAUCUUGGGGUUCUUGAUUUCGCCGGGGGAACUCCAGUUCAUAUCUGUAGCGGAGCUUCCGCGACAGCUAUGAGCGUCUAUCUUUCGUGGCCUCUCUUUCGUUCCCGCCGAUCUUCAACUCGUACUCCACAGCAUCUGAAACUCCACAGGCCGCACAAUAGUAUGUGUCAGCUUCUGGCUCUUAUAAUUAUCUGGAAUGCCUGGCUCGCUUUUGAUGCAGGUACAACAUUAGCGCUCAACUUCAAGAGCGUUUUCGUUGCUUACACGACAAAUCUUUGUGCUGCAGCAGGUGCCAUUACCUGGGCCAGCAUGACGUUCUGGGAAACUGGGAAGUGGAGUCUCGACAGUACUUUCAUGGGUGCUAUUUCAGGAUUGGUGAUGAUUACUCCAAGUGCAGGGUUUAUUGAUCUGCCCACUGCAUUUUUCUUCGGCAUUUUUGGGGCUUUUAUCUGCAGACAGGCGCUGAGGAUCAAGUUCACCAAGAUGGCGGCUCGAUUACGCUGGGUAGACAAUGGGGACACUUUUGCGACACACUGUAUCGGUGGCUUUAUAGGAACUAUCGCAACAGGGCUGUUUGCUAGAAGAGAAGUUGCUGCCUACGAUGGUACCAUGGAAAUUUUGGGAGGAUGCUUCUUUGACGGCCACUGGGCGCAGCUUGGGAUACAGAUUCUUGAAGCGCUGAUUGGGUUUACAUGGAGCUUUGCAGGAACAUAUGUAAUUUAUGCCCUGAUCGAUUGUAUUCCGGGCCUGGAGGUCCUAGCGCAGGACAGGUAA